Messenger RNA from Colletotrichum orchidophilum, 1095 nucleotides. RefSeq lists its product as uncharacterized. Gene Ontology annotation, biological process: carbohydrate metabolic process. The coding region runs from base 1 to 1095 and encodes 364 amino acids. Gene Ontology annotation, molecular function: hydrolase activity, hydrolyzing O-glycosyl compounds. The transcript has 2 exons. Lineage: Eukaryota; Fungi; Ascomycota; Sordariomycetes; Glomerellales; Glomerellaceae. The record is from RefSeq and is a predicted model, not a curated record.
AUGAAAAACCCUACGACAGCGUGUCUGCUUGCGGCUUGUCUGCUCCCAGCCCUCACCCGCGCAGCCUGCGAAUGCGGGUAUGCCACCAACAUCACCGGCACCCUCGAGGUCUUUACCGACCUGAUCGAGACCGACUUCACAAAAGUCAAGGAUAUCAUGAACAACACGGACUGGGCACGCCAGGAUUUCAACAAGACCAACACAAACGCCCGCGGGCCCUUGGGAGAAAAGUUUAUGCCGAGCAACGUCGCCGCCGUCCACGAGGGAUCAAGUUCUUACGGGCUCAGCUCGACAAAGGCGAACGCCGGGCUGCAGCUGCUCGUCGAGAGCGCCACGACAGAUGGUCUGGUGCCCGGUGCGGAGAUCGACUCGGCGCGGCAAGAUGUGCGUUACGGUUCGUUUCGGGCGAUGAUGAAGGUGCCGGAUGUUGCUGGGACGUGUGCUGCCUUUUUCUGGUACCACAACGACACCCAAGAGAUCGACAUGGAGUUCCUCACAAGAGAGUUCAACUCUUCAAAUAACACCUAUCCUGUCAACAUCGUUCUCCAGUCCCGCGCGUCGCUCGAAAAGGGCUACAACGCCGCCGGCACGGGCAACUUCCUCAAUGUCAACCUCGGCUUCGAUCCGACCGCAAACUUCCACGAGUACCGCAUCGACUACCUCGCCAACGCCGUCACCUUUUACGCUGACGGCAAGAUCCUGGGUUCCAUGAACGGCAGCGCCGUGCCCACCGAGGGCGGCCACCUGAUUCUCCAGCAUUGGAGCAACGGGAACCCGCUCUGGUCGGGGGGCCCGCCCAAGCAGGACGCUAUCUUGACGGUGGCAUCGGUCAGGGCCUACUUCAACUCGUCACUGGAUGCGAGAAAAGCCGACUACGAGGGCCGGUGCGCGGAUCCGAUGGCGCCGGACGCCGUGUGCAUCAUCCCGGACGCUCCCGACUUCUUCUUUACGAAGCAGACGAACAUGACCAACAAUCAGACCGUGUCUGGAACACCCGGCCCCGGAGAGGGUGUUGCUGCCGCUGCUGGGACAGUGGAAGCGCCGUCAUGGUCCUUAGUCGUCGGCUUACUUGUUUUGGGGAUUUGGUUCCUCUGA